Molecule: messenger RNA, 954 nt
Organism: Pelecanus crispus (Dalmatian pelican)
Lineage: Eukaryota; Metazoa; Chordata; Aves; Pelecaniformes; Pelecanidae
Source: RefSeq, a predicted model, not a curated record
GACUUCAUAGAUUUGACCUUGUCGAAGACUCAGCGGAAGACUCCGACUGUCAUUCAUAAACAUUAUCAAAUCCAUCGGAUUCGACAUUUUUACAUGCGGAAAGUCAAAUACACUCAACAAAAUUACCAUGAUAGACUCACUCAGAUCUUAACAGAUUUCCCCAAAUUAGAUGAUAUUCAUCCUUUUUAUGCAGAUUUGAUGAAUGUUCUGUAUGACAAAGAUCACUACAAGCUGGCUUUGGGACAGAUUAAUAUCGCCAAGAAUCUGAUUGACAAUGUUGCUAAAGACUAUGUGCGGCUGAUGAAGUAUGGUGAUUCUCUUUACCGCUGCAAACAGCUGAAACGUGCUGCUCUGGGACGAAUGUGCACGAUUAUCAAAAGACAGAAACAAAGCUUGGAAUAUUUGGAGCAAGUGCGACAACAUUUGUCUCGUUUGCCAACCAUCGAUCCCAAUACGCGAACUCUUCUGUUGUGUGGCUACCCAAAUGUUGGAAAAUCUAGCUUUAUAAAUAAGGUUACAAGAGCAGAUGUAGAAGUGCAGCCUUAUGCCUUUACCACAAAAUCUCUCUUUGUGGGACAUAUGGAUUAUAAGUAUCUGCGUUGGCAGGUAGUAGAUACUCCUGGUAUUUUGGACCAUCCUUUGGAGGACAGGAACACCAUCGAGAUGCAGGCUAUAACUGCGCUUGCACAUCUUCGUGCUGCUGUGCUUUACGUGAUGGAUGUGUCUGAGCAGUGUGGGCAUAGCCUGGAGGAGCAAGUAGAGCUCUUCAGAAAUAUUAAGCCGUUGUUUGCUAACAAGCCACUUAUAAUUGUUGCAAACAAAUGUGAUGUGAAGAGGAUUGCAGAGCUUCCUGAAGAGAGUCAGAAAAUAUUUGAAAAUUUUGAAGCAGAAGGAUUUUCUGUAAUAGAGACAAGUACUCUAACAGAAGAAGGUGUAAUCCAAGUUAAAACAGAG